AUGGCGCUGGAGCUGAGCCUGGCCUCGGCUUCGCCGCCGGCGGGCGGCGGCUUGGCGCAGCCGCCGCCUCUCGCCCCGCCAGGGAAGGAGCAGCAGGUGGCCGGCGUGGGGGUUCUGCUGCAGAUCUCCAUGCUCGUGCUCUCCUUCGUCCUCGGCCACGUCCUGCGCCGCCACCGCUUCUACUACCUCCCCGAGGCCAGCGCCUCGCUCCUCAUCGGCUUAGUUGUUGGUGGCCUGGCUAAUAUUUCAAAUACAGAGACCAACACAAGGACGUGGUUCAACUUCCAUGAAGAGUUCUUCUUCUUGUUCUUAUUACCUCCGAUAAUAUUAUAUCCUUUUUUGCAAUUAUUUUCUCCCAUCACUUGGAUUUUCUUGAUGAAAAGAAAGAAACCAUUCUUUGCAAACUUUGGGGCUAUCGUAACUUUUGCAAUUCUUGGGACAUUCAUUGCUUCUGUUGUAACAGGAGUUCUUGUCUAUCUUGGUGGGCUGACAUUUCUAAUGUACAAACUUCCACUGGUUGAAUGCCUUAUGUUUGGUGCUCUUAUAUCUGCAACUGAUCCUGUCACAGUGCUAUCAAUAUUCCAGGAACUGGGCUCUGAUGUUAACUUGUAUGCUUUGGUGUUUGGAGAAUCUGUUUUGAAUGAUGCGCCCUUGACCACUCAAUACCUAUUCAAAUAUGCUGGAUUGGACGUUGAUAAUCUGCAGAACUUGGAGUGCUGCCUUUUUGUUCUCUUUCCAUAUUUUUCGUACAUGUUAGCAGAAGGACUCGGCUUGUCAGGGAUUGUUUCUAUAUUAUUCACGGGGAUGGUUAUGAAGCAUUACACAUAUUCCAAUCUGUCAGACAACUCACAGCGCUUUGUUUCCGCCUUUUUCCAUUUACUGUCAUCUUUAGCUGAAACAUUUGUGUUCAUUUAUAUGGGAUUCGAUAUUGCCAUGGAAGAGCAUAGCUGGUCACAUGUUGGCUUCAUCUUCUUCUCAAUUAUAUUCAUAGUUGUUGCAAGGGCUGCGAAUGUCUUUUCUUGUGCAUACUUGGUUAACAUGUCUCGGCCACAACAUCGGCGUAUACCUCUAAAGCAUCAAAAAGCACUCUGGUUCAGCGGUCUUAGAGGGGCCAUGGCUUUUGCACUUGCUCUCCAAUCUGUGCAUGAACUUCCUGAAGGACAUGGAAAAACGAUAUUCACCACUACCACAGCCAUUGUUGUUUUGACGGUACUUCUCAUUGGAGGGUCGACAGGAACUAUGCUUGAAGCUUUGGAUGUUGUUGGAGAUGAAAACACAUCAAUAGAAAAUUACGAGGACAACAAUGGUUAUAUGCCUCCAAGUUGUGAAGAAGGUACAUCAUCUGGGGGAGGAUUGAGAAUGAAACUCAAACAGUUCCACAAAAGCACGACAUCAUUCACUGCCCUUGACAAGAAUUAUCUCACUCCAUUUUUCACGAGUCAAACAGAUGACGACGAUGACGACUUCAGUCAGCAACCCCAAAACCGAAGGAUAGCGUUUUAUGAUCAAUAG
Molecule: messenger RNA, 1512 nt
Organism: Miscanthus lutarioriparius
Lineage: Eukaryota; Viridiplantae; Streptophyta; Magnoliopsida; Poales; Poaceae
Source: the annotation of a GenBank genome assembly